This is a messenger RNA of Xylona heveae TC161, 1047 nucleotides long. RefSeq names its product NAD(P)-binding protein. The annotation marks the transcript as partial. Gene Ontology annotation, cellular component: cytosol. The transcript has a single exon. Lineage: Eukaryota; Fungi; Ascomycota; Xylonomycetes; Xylonales; Xylonaceae. The record is from RefSeq and is a predicted model, not a curated record. Gene Ontology annotation, molecular function: oxidoreductase activity.
AUCUCAAGUCCGCAUAUCAGCAGCACAGCUUCAGCACUCUACUAAAGCAGUCUACGCCCGUUCACUCAAACAACACUACUACACUACUACACCGCACAUCGGAACAUUACAAAUAUGGCCAGCACAUUCACCAAGACCUACCACCACACGAGCUACCCCUCGAUUGACCCUUCGCGGGAGGCUCUCUCCGUUGCUGGCAAGACCGUCUUGAUCACCGGCGGCGGCACAGGUAUCGGCCGGGAGACCACCAAGGCAUUUGCGCAGGCAGGCGCACCGCACAUUGCCCUGCUGGGCCGACGAUCGGCGCCCUUGGAAGAGACCAAGAAGAUUGUCGAAGGCACGACUGCGACCAAGGUCCACGUCUACGUCGUCAAUGUGACGGACCAUGCCUCCGUUGAGGCCGCUUUCGCCUCGUUUGCCUCCGCGACCAAGCAGCCCAUUGACAUUGUGAUCAACAACGCGGGCUACCUGUCCAAUCCGAGCCCGAUCAAGUCCAGCGACGUGGCGGACUGGUGGCUCGGGUUCGAGAUCAACGUCAAGGGGGCACUGAAUAUUGCGCAGGCGUUUGCUAAGCACGCGGCCGCCCAGGGUGCAGUCUUCAUCCAAGUCUCCACUGCCGCGGCCCAUCGGGGUCUGUACCCUGGCUUUUCGGCCUACAGCUCCUCCAAGAUUGCCGUGUCUCGCGUCAUUGAGUAUUUGCAGGCGGAAACCCCAGACGCCACUGUUCUUAGUAUCCAUCCUGGCGUUGUCAAAACGGAUAUGAGCGCCAAGACUGGCAUUGAUUUCCCUGCAGAUCUUUUGGAUGAUGGUAUGUCUUUUUUUUUUUCUUUCUUUCCCUCCUUCCAUCCUUUCCACUCGUUUCUCCCUUUUGACCUCCCAAACAUCUAUUCAUCCCAUCGCAUAUAUCUUAUAGUGGACACUGCUAACAUAUUACACUAGUCACUCUCCCCGCACACUUUCUCGUCUGGGCAUCUAGCCCCGAAGCCGCCUUCCUCAAGGGCAAGUUGGCCUGGGCCAACUGGGACGUCGACGAGCUCAAGUCCCGCG